AUGGCUGACGUACUUCUCUCAGCUUUGCUACCGGUGGUGAUGGAGAAGGUAACCGACUCUGUUCUCCAGCAGUUCGGAGUUAUAUGGGGCAUCCAUGACAAGCUCAAAAAGCUGGAAAGAAUGCUGUCGGUAAUCCAUAACGUACUUGAAGAUGCUGAGGAGCGGCAAGUCAAGGACGCGGGUGUGAAGAAUUGGUUGGCAGAACUGAAGGAAGAAGCCUACGAAGCAGACGAUAUCCUAGAUGAGUUCAAUGCGGAAGUAAUGCAGCGGAAGGCAGAGAUUCAGGUCGAUAUGUCGAAAAAGGUGCGCAGCUUCCUUUCUUUUCAUAAUCCAGUGUGCUUUCGUUUUAAGAUGGGGCGACAGUUGAAUGAUAUUGUUGACAAAAUAGAGAAAAUCGUAGAUGAAGGAAAUAAAUUUGGUUUCACGUUCAAACCACCACUGCAAAACAGGGAUAGGCCACAGACCCACUCCUAUGUUGAGGAGUCAAAUGUCAUUGGUAGGGAGGAAGACAGAAAAAAAAUAGUGAAGUUGCUACUUGGUCAUGAUCACAACCAGAAUGUUGCAGUUCUUCCCAUAGUUGGUAUAGGGGGUCUGG
Molecule: messenger RNA, 595 nt
Organism: Elaeis guineensis (African oil palm)
Lineage: Eukaryota; Viridiplantae; Streptophyta; Magnoliopsida; Arecales; Arecaceae
Source: RefSeq, a predicted model, not a curated record